GGGCUGUUAAAGACACGCCGGCCCAGGCUGACCACUCCACCAGCUACCCUAAAACCCUAGUUAUCUUUCACGUGCGCAGGUUCCUCGUUCCGCCGCUCACUUCUUUGGCUUGAAGACCUCCACUUCACCAGCUAGGGUUUCUCUCUCCGCACAGCCAUGGGGAAGGGAACUGGGAGUUUCGGUAAGAGGAGGAACAAGACCCACACCCUCUGCGUCCGGUGUGGCCGCCGCAGCUUCCAUCUACAGAAGAGUAGGUGCUCUGCUUGUGCUUUCCCUGCUGCCCGCAAGAGGAAGUACAAUUGGAGUGAAAAGGCGAUCCGAAGGAAGACCACUGGAACUGGAAGGAUGAGGUAUCUGCGCAAUGUGCCUCGCAGAUUCAAGAGCGGCUUCAGAGAAGGUACCGAAGCUGCACCACGUAAGAAGGGAGCAGCCGCAAAUGCUUAAGUCUUCUCAGCGGUCAUUUUGAUUUCAACUUGGGGUACUCUUUAGAAAGCUUUUAUGAUUCUGGACAAGUUCUAUAUGAACGCUGUUAUUGUUUUUGAUGGAUGUCGCUUUAGUUGUGAUCUUCUCUUUAAAUAUUAGUUGCUUUUUGUGGUGGACGAGAAUGGAUGAGACUAAUGUCACUUGCGUUUCAUAAUCACGUAAUGUUUUGAUGAUGUGC
Messenger RNA from Malus domestica (apple), 661 nucleotides. RefSeq names its product large ribosomal subunit protein eL37x-like. Gene Ontology annotation, molecular function: structural constituent of ribosome; RNA binding. The record is from RefSeq and is a predicted model, not a curated record. Gene Ontology annotation, cellular component: cytosolic large ribosomal subunit; ribosome. Gene Ontology annotation, biological process: translation. NCBI's taxonomy places the organism in Eukaryota, Viridiplantae, Streptophyta, Magnoliopsida, Rosales, Rosaceae.